GUGGGGUGACUUUAUAUGGAGUUGGGACCUUUGGGGGUUGGGAAAUUUGUCACUCUACUGUAACAGCUGCAAAUUGGUUGGGAACAACCAAGCUAGGUUGGCAAGGGUGGCCAACUUGGAUGGAUUGGUUGGGAAGGGACAAAUGUCAAAGUUGGGAAUUUCGGAUUUAUAUUUUGAGUAAUUCUAGCUCCUAAGUUCACCAAGACUCCGUCCUUAAUCCUAACAAGUGGUAUCAGAGCGAUAUUAAGGACAUUGAGAGGAGUCUACAGAAGUUUGAAGACCCUUCUAGACCCACCAUGGCCUGUGGGUGUGCCUAAGUGGUGUUCUGAAGGUUGGAUGUGUCUUCCGCUAAGGGGAAACUCUGCCGAAAUUUCGUGGACGCCGACACUUGUGAAAAAUAUUGAGGGAGCUGUGUGUGGACAGCAAAGGGGAGCUGAAAUUCGUCAUUUUUCAAGGAGAAGAUGAAUGAGAGAGGAGGAGAUGCUAAUGGAAGAGGAGCUGUAGCUGAGAAGACAAGUGAGCCGCCGCCAUCAAAAGUUGAAGCUUUGGAUGGCUCCAACUAUGAGGAAUGGAGCGGGCGGAUGAGGAGUGCCUUCAAACGCUACAAGCUCCUGAAGAUUGCUGUUUGGGAGGAGAAGAUGCCGGAGGAAGGCGAAGCACGCGAACGGUGGAUUGAGAAAAACGCGGUGCUUUUUGACCUCAUUCUUCAAUCGGUCAACAAGGAGAUGUUCGAGCACAUCAAGGAUCUUGUGGAAGCGGAUGAUUCGGGUCCAAGGGCGUGGAAACUACUACGUGAUGUGAUUCAGCCCAACACUCUCCCAAUGGUGAUCGUGCUCGAGAAGGAACUUGCUGCCAUCUCCAUGCGACCAGGGGACGAUGUGAAGCCGGUCCUUGACAAGAUCAAGGACACCUAUGCAAGGAUGGGAGCAGCGGGCAGCAGUGUAUCUCAGCUGCAGCAGUGCACCAAGAUCAUCUCGGUGUUGGACAACUCUUGGGACAACCUCAUCCCCACCCUCAACUCUCAGCAAGAUCAAUGGACACCUGAGUGGCUAAGGCAGCAGAUUCUGCAGGAGGACUUCCGUAGACGCCAUGUGGGAGGCGGUGCUGCCACGAAGACUGCUGAGGGGUAUGGAGCUGCAGGGCACGACAAAGGAAGAGGGGGUUGGAGAGGCCGAGGCCGUGGGAGGAGCUUUGGCAGAGGUAGAGGCCGAGGUGACUAUAAUGAGGGGCAUGGGAGCUCUGGUGGCAGGGGGAGUACCAGAAUGGAGGGCACCUGCUGGUACUGCAAGAAGGUCGGGCAUCCUUGGUUCAAGUGCUUCAGCAGGCCGGAGGGAUGGGCACCUCCAGGCAUGAAGCCGCCCAGUGGUGAACGCGCACAAGGUGGCGCUGUGCAAGGCUCAGGUGCACAAGGUGAAGGUGCACAAGGUAAUGCCUAUCCUGGUUUGUUUCUUAUGGUUGAGGAUGUGCAUGGGCAUGAGGGUGAUGUGGGAUCUGUGGGAAAGGUUGUCAUGCACCCUCUCACGCACUGGGUGAUUGAUUCGGGUUGCACCAGUCACAUGACCCCACGGGCAGAUUUGCUUGAUGAGGUAAAACCCCCUGGGAAGAUCAAGUAUGUGGCAGCAGCGUCAGGUGCUUUGCUCCCUGUCAUUGGUGUUGGAAAUGCCAAGGUUAAGGGAGCUAAUGGGGAGCUUGUGGGGCUUGGGAAUGUUCAGCUGGUUGAAGGCUUGUCUGCUAACCUUCUCUCUGUGCGACGACUGCAGAAGAGCAAGGCCGAAGUGACCUUUGGACCAACCAGCUGCCGUGCUAAGUUUGGGAAGAAGGUGCUGUGGAGUCUGGAAGAGGAGACCAGCUGCAUCAAGGACCUGUGGCAGCUGCCCAUCAUCCCAUGGAAUGGGAAGACUCCAACAGCAGCAACGGCAGCAGCGACAAAGGCAACAGCAGGAGGAGAUGCAACUGCACCAACUGAUGGAGUCCUGGAAGCAGUCAAGAAAGUGCAGCAGCAGCAGACACAUGGUGAGGUGCUUGCUGGUGUGGAUGCGAGUGCGGCAUGGGCUAAGGCUUCAUCAAGGAGUGGAGAGGCCGAUUGGGAGACAUGGCAUGAGAGGCUGUGUCAUGUGAACUUCCCUAUGCUGCAGAAGUUGGUGAAGGAUGGGAGCCUGAAGGGCUUGGAGGUGAAAGGGGGAGUGAAGGAGAUUGGGAGCUGCCCUACAUGCUUGGAGACCAAGUUCUCCAAGUUCCCCUUCAACAGCACUACAGGACCAGCCAAGACCCCACUUGCACUUGUGCACAUGGAUGUGGUGGGGCCCACAAGAGCCCCUUCCCUCUUAGGCAGCCGCUAUUUCUUGACAAUUGUAGAUGACCACACUCGGGCAGUGUGGGUUUACCCUUUGAAGAGCAAGGGGGAGGUGGCAGCGGCUGUCCUUAAGGAGUGGAUGCCUAGAGCUCAGAGGGAAUGCGGACACAAGGUGAAGGUGAUCCGUAGUGACAAUGGUGGAGAGUUCAUUGGAGCUGAUUUUGAGGGGGAGUUGAAGAGGAAGGGGAUCCAGCAUCAACUGACAGUGCCCUACAACCCACAGCAGAAUGGCGUGGCUGAGAGGUUCAACAGGACCCUGCAGGAGGGGGCACGCACUCUCCUUGGGCGUGCAGGGCUGCCUGAUCCGUUUUGGGUGUCUGCACUGAGGCAGGUCGCCCUUGUGAAGAACAGGGUGCUGGCUACAGUUGGAGAUAAGGAGUGGAUCCCAUAUGUCAAGUGGUAUGGGAGUGCUCCAGCUGUGAACAUGCUGAGGGCAUUUGGGUGCAUGGUGGUGUUUCAUGUGCCUAAGGAGAAAAGGGGGAAGUUGGAGGCUUUUGGAAGAUGGGGUGUGCACUUGGGGAUUGCAAAGGAUCACAAGGGGUGGCUGCUAUGGGACUUGACCACCCAGAAGUUGACAGUGUCAAGGGAUGUGAAGUUUCUUGAGUCCCUGUACUACAAGGAAUGGAAGCAGCAGCAACAGAAGCUUCCAUCUACACCGCUCAUUGUGGAGGCAGAUGAGGUGCAGCAGCCUUCAAGACAGGUGAAGGUUGUAGUGUCAGAGGAGGAGAUGUCUGGGGUGACUGAGGAAGGGGGAGCAGCUGAAGUAGAGCAGCAGCAGCAGCAGCAGCAUGAGUCUCCACCUCGAGUUCCACACCCGCCUGAGCGUUCUAGGAGGGAUGUGCGCCCUCCAGUGAGGCUGACCUAUGGGGGAAGAGGCAAGCCGAAUGUGGUGCAGGCUGGGAGUGUGGUUGAGCAGAUUGAGGAAGAUGAGAUCGCUCACUGCUACUGGGCACCAAUCCCUGAGCCCAAGACUCGAGAGGAGGCUUUGAAUGGACCAAAUGGGGAGAAGUGGAAGGCGAGUGAGGAUGAGGAGUUUGGGUCCCUAAUUGAGAACGAGACAUGGGACCUGUGUGACUUGCCUCCUGGAAAGAAGGCAAUCACUUCCAAGAUGAUCUACAGGCACAAGUAUGGACCUGAAGGGGAGCUGACCCGCUACAAGUCUAGGCUUGUGGCACGGGGGUUUCAGCAGACAAAGGGGAAGGACUAUGAUGAGGUGUUUGCUCCUGUGGGGAAAGGAACAACACUGAGGGUGCUGUUGGCGAUAGCUGCACUCCUGGGAUGGAAGAUUCGGCAGAUGGAUAUUGUGACUGCCUUUCUGAAUGGGAUCAUUAUGGAGGAGGUGUACAUGAAGCAGCCAGAGGGGCUGGAUGACGGGAGCGGCAGGAAGAGUAAGGCCGAAGUGACCUUUGGACCAACCAGCUGCCGUGCUAAGCUUGGGAAGAAGGUGCUGUGGAGUCUGGAAGAGGAGACCAGCUGCAUCAAGGACCUGUGGCAGCUGCCCAUCAUCCCUUGGAAUGGGAAGACUCCAACAGCAGCAACGGCAGCAGCGGCAAAGGCAACAGCAGGAGGAGAUGCAACUGCACCAACUGAUGGGGUGCUGGAAGCAGUCAAGAAAGUGCAGAAGCAGCAGACACAUGGUGAGGUGCUUGCUGGUGUGGAUGCGAGUGCGGCAUGGGCUAAGGCUUCAUCAAGGAGUGGAGAGGCCGAUUGGGAGACAUGGCAUGAGAGGCUGUGUCAUGUGAACUUCCCUAUGCUGCAGAAGUUGGUGAAGAAUGGGAGCCUGAAGGGCUUGGAGGUGAAAGGGGAAGUGAAGGAGAUUGGGAGCUGCCCUACAUGCUUGGAGACCAAGUUCUCCAACGCAGAGCAGAUGCUGGAGAUGCAGUUCAAGUGCUCCAAGAUGGGUGAGGUGAAGUACUACUUGGGGAUGCACGUGGAGAGAGAUGUGGAAAAGGGUGUGCUGAGGUUGCACCAGAGGAAGUACUGUGAGGGCUGGCUGAGAAGGCAUGAAGCUUGCUGGGAUGAGUGUGCAUUGAGUAUGCAUGCUUGAGAUGUUGGUAUGGUCGAUGAUGGUUGGCAGCCAGAGGGGGAGAUUGUUGUGUGAUGUCAUCAUAUGCUAUCACAUUCUGUCUGCCUCCCAUCCCAUGUUUUUUCAACUUGCAUGUGUGGUUUGAAUGUGCAAGCAUUUGUGUGUGUUAUUUGUGAUAAUAGAUCUUGAGAAGAUCUUUCCGACGCAACGAGAAUCCCUUCAAUCGGAGCAAGAACGCGAAAGCUAUGAAGAUUCAAAGUUCAUGAGCUUGCGUUACAAUUGCGGCGGUUACUAAGUGAAGUUGUGGGGUGACUCUAUAUGGAGUUGGGACCUUUGGGGGUUGGGGAAAUUGUCACUCUACUGUAACAGCUGCAAAUUGGUUGGGAACAACCAAGCUAGGUUGGCAAGGGUGGCCAACUUGGAUGGAUUGGUUGGGAAGGGACAAAUGUCAAAGUUGAGGUUCCUAUAGGGAGGGAAUCUUUGUGCUUAUGGGGUUUCCU
Closterium sp. NIES-67 is the source of this 4879-nucleotide messenger RNA. NCBI's taxonomy places the organism in Eukaryota, Viridiplantae, Streptophyta, Zygnematophyceae, Desmidiales, Closteriaceae. The record is from the annotation of a GenBank genome assembly.